Candidula unifasciata is the source of this 609-nucleotide messenger RNA. The record is from the annotation of a GenBank genome assembly. NCBI's taxonomy places the organism in Eukaryota, Metazoa, Mollusca, Gastropoda, Stylommatophora, Geomitridae.
AUGCCAUUUGGACAAGUAGUUAUAGGCCCACCGGGGUCAGGAAAAACCACCUAUUGUGCAGGCAUGUCUGAGUUCUUGUCAUCUUUGGGGAGAGACGUAGCAGUUGUAAAUAUGGACCCUGCCAAUGAUCGAGUGCCUUUCACAUGUGCUGUAGACAUAUUUGAACUUAUUUCCCUGGAAGAUGUAAUGACACAUUUACGGUUAGGGCCCAAUGGAGGCCUUGUUUAUUGUAUGGAGUACCUUGAACAGAACUUUGACUGGCUCAAAGAAAAACUAGAUGCACUCAAGAACAAGUACAUUCUGUUUGAUUUUCCAGGCCAGGUGGAGCUGUAUACACACCAUAAUUCUGUGAAAAACUUGCUAGAGAAACUGACAUCUUGGGACUUCCGUUUAACUGCUGUACACUUGGUUGAUUCUCAUUACUGCUCAGACCCUGGCAAGUUUGUCGCUAUCCUCCUGACUUCACUAAACACAAUGUUGCAGUUAAGCCUUCCUCAUGUGAAUGUAUUGUCUAAAAUUGACUUGAUAGAAAAGCAUGGUAAACUAGCUUUCAACCCUGAUUUCUACACUGAUGUCUUGGAUCUACACUAUCUGUUACAUCAGUUGCAG